UAAAACCGUUUUCUGAUGCACCUUGUAUUUCCAAAUGCGAGGGCUGUCUGUAAUUUCACUAUUUCUUUUUUUUUCUUUUGUAGAAACAGAGGUCACAUGUUCUGUUGAAGCCAAUGACACUUGUGAUCCUCUUGCAACAUGCAAAGUUUUAUCCGAUGGUUCAUUUAAGUGUGUGUGCCCUCGUGGAGUUGUUACCGGCGAUGGUCUCAAAGGCGAUAAUUAUACCGGAUGUGUAUUUCCAAAUUGGGAAUAUUCCUGUGAAGAAGGCCCAGACAGAUGUUAUGAGGCACUGGGCUUCUGUGAUGAUACAUACUUUUGUAAUUGCAACAAGGGUUACAAGGGAGAUGGUGUAACAGAGUGCGUGGAUAUUAAUGAAUGUGCAUCGGACGCCAUGAAUCUGUGUGACAUCAAUGCCAAAUGUACAAACAUCCCUGGUUCCUACAACUGUUCUUGUAACCACGAAUACACGGGGGAUGGUUUCACUUGCAAAAAAACGGGGCUCACAUGCUCGUUCCAUGCCGAUUACACUUGCCAUCCUCGUGCAACGUGUGAAGAUUUGCCUGAUGGCUCCUUUAGGUGCGUAUGUCCUAAGGACUCUCUUGGCGGUGAUGGAUUCAAAGGUGAAAACCAUACUGGAUGUAUAUUUGAAAAUGAAAAAGUUUCGUGUUUGGAAAACAGCACAUGUCAUAAAGAAUUGGGCUUUUGUAGUGAGGCAAAAUUUUGUGAGUGUAUACAAGGCUACAAGGGAGAUGGUGUAACGUUGUGUGAUGAUAUUAAUGAAUGUCUAUCGGAGGCCACGAAUUUGUGUGACGUCAAUGCUAAAUGUAUAAACAUCCCUAGUUCCUACAACUGUUCUUGUAACGAAGGUUACAGGGGCAAUGGUUUCAUCUGCAAUAAAACAUGUAUUGAUGAUAGAAGUUGUACGAAUAACAGUUUUUGCAAUAUGAAUAUUCAGCAAUGCCAAUGCCAACCUGGUUUCAGAGAAAAUGGAACACUUUGUUUCGACAUUAAUGAAUGUGAAGAAGUCCAUGAUUGUCAUGAGAAGGCUAACUGCACCAAUCUGGAAGGAUCUUACAACUGUACCUGCCUCCCAGGACUAAAUGGCAAUGGCAUUAAUUGUACAUCAACACCAGCUGACUGCCAAGCUGUAUUGAAUAAAGAUAACAGCAGUGAAACAGGUUAUUAUUUUAUAGACCCCGAUAAUGUUGGACCAAUACAACCAUUUGAGGUCUACUGCAUCAUGGAGGGAGACCUUGGCAUUACAGUUAUUGAAACCGAUUUUGACCAAGAGGUUAUUCUUGGUACUCACAAUGUGACUUACAAUUAUGAAAUUGAGGUCGUAAAGAAAAUUGUUGAGAUUUCUGAAUUUUGCUACCAAACUAUGUCUUACACCUGCCAAGCGCACCACUCCAUGUUUGAUGGAUCGUUUUAUUGGACAGACGGUAAUGCAGAAAAACAGUACACCUGGGCUGGAGGCGAUGACGAUUAUAAGUGCUCCUGUGGUGUGAUUGGCAUGUGUUACGACGUAUCAAAAGGUUGUAACUGUGAAAAUAACGAUUUGCAAGAAACUGACUAUGGCAAGAUUAUUAAUAAAACCCUCUUACCAAUUACAAGUUUUACCAGGAUGUCUAAUCCCAGCAGCUAUGCUCAGAUCAGUUUCGGAAACAUCAAAUGUUCUUCCAGACAGUUUGAUAUCCCAAAGGAUUGUCACGAAAUGAAGUUUAAACAAUACCAGUCACUUAACGUCACUGCGUACAUUGACAUUGACGGGGAGCUGGAUCGAUUUCCUCCUAUUUUGGUGUAUUGUGACAUGUCAUCAGAAAAGCACGUUGGUAUUACAACUGUGUCCAACGACUGGAUUACCAUAAAAGAAGUUGUUACACAUGAUUUCGACAUCAACUAUUAUAUGCAACAGGAAAUGAUUGCGUCGUUAAUCAAUUCAUCGCAUUUUUGCAUGCAGGACAUGUCAUAUAUAUGUAAGUCAUCAGAACGCUACCAGCUGACCAAAAGCAAAAAACAGUACUUUCAACAUAUUUCCGCAGUCUCCGUCAACCAGACUUCGACAGGAAUAAGGCCAUCCUGCAACGAGUACCGAAAUACCGGGUCUGACAAAUCCUAUACAUAUUUAAUUGAUGUUGAUGGUCACAAAGGUGCGUUGCAACCGUUUCCGGUCUAUUGUCAGAUGAUCGUUCAACCCCCGUAUGGAUCGACAAUUGUUCACCACCACCUGACUAAUAUAACUUCUACAGUUGAAUUCACUUACAUUUACGCCUCUUACAUUCAAGUGACAAAACUAAUCUCGAACUCAGCCUACUGUUCCCAAUCAUUUAGAUAUCACUGUUCUGAAGCCCCAUUACAUUCAACGAAUUUCGAUAACAAGAUUUAUGGCCCAAACAAUACCAUGGAUGAUCUAACUUGUGAUUGUCAUUCAGAUGAAAGUUGCUUAAAUAAUGAAAAAUGCAACUGCGAUGCAAACCUUGCCAGCGAAACUGACAUAUCAGAUUAUGUAACAAUUUCAACUAAAUCACAGCUUCCUAUUACCAAGAUAGAAAUGAAGAAACUAAGCACGGGAAAGUAUGCCGAGUUUGUGGUAGAACCUCUUAUCUGCCUGAAUAUUUUGAGAAGCUGCUAUGAUAUCAUGACUAAAUUUGACAUUUAUGGCAAUAACCCGUUGGUCAGACAAUAUUACACGAUCGAUCCAGAUGGCUACGGCAAUCACCCACCAUUUAUGGUUUACUGCAAUUAUAUUGUGACGGAAAUACCGAUCUAUGAAUACAAGUUCAGGUUUAUACCUGCUUUGGUUAAAUAUUCAUCAUAUUGUACUCAAUAUGUUUAUUACAAAUGCUACCGGAAUCCUGGAACUGAUCAUAUUCACUACGAAACAUGUGAUGGAAGAACAUAUGAGGAUAUGACUGGUUUAUCUUCAGAAAGCACGUGUGGCUGUGGAUUACGUGGAAGCUGUAAGGGUGGACUAUCACAUAAAUGUAACUGCGAUUCUGAAACUAAUGAGUGGCUUUCAGAUAGCUCCUACAUUUACAACAAGUCUCGUCUAGCUGUCUGUAAAGUUUGUGUCAAGAAGAAGUCUUACGACAAUGCCAACGUUCAACAGAGUGUCAAUGUUAAUGUUUACACUUUAUAUUGUUCGAAACGCUAUCUCUCUCACCAAAUAACAUGUCAACAUCACAGAAACAGCUAUACAACCACUUCCGGGGAUUUUUUCCUGCUAUCUACGAAAUUCGAAAGGCAAGUUCCUGUCUACUGCGAGAUGAUCUAUAAUCCCCCGACAGGAAUUACGGUCGUCAAUCCACGUGAUCCCAUAAUUGAAAUCUCUGGAAAUGGAACCGAUAUUGAGAUACCUUACUUCAUAACUGAUAUUGAACACGUCAUCGAAAUCAUCACAAAAUCUGUAUACUGUACCCAGGAAUUGACGAUAUUUUGCAACUCUUCCAAACUAGUGUUAAAUAAUGAGUUCGGAUGGUAUUCUCAAAAAGGAGUAGUCCAGAACUAUUGGCCUGCCGAGAAAGACGUCUACAGGGACUGCCAAGAAAUUAGGGAAAACUCCAUGAAUAAAAAUCCUUUGGACAAUGAUGUCUAUCCUAUUGACUCAGACGGCGCUGGCGGCGAAAAUCUGUUUGCCGCUACUUGUAAUUUUACCGACACUCAUGUUGCUGUCACAGAGGUGACACAUUCAAUAAUCGAGUUUACCAAAGUGACUACCUCGACAGGAAUGAACAUCACACUUAAUUAUACAUCAUCAACUGUGCAUCAAAUUAAAGCACUCGUCAACUAUUCUAACUUCUGUUAUCAGGAUGUGGAAUACCAAUGUCAAAAUACCCCUUUGAUUAAUAAUGGAAGCGACUCUUUUGGUUACCUGGUUUCUUACGAUGGGACAAAAAUGGAUCGUUUUGGUGUUGGAUACUCUGAUGACGUUGUUGGCUGUGCAUGCAUGGUGACUGGCACUUGUCCUGAACAACAUACAUGUGAAUGUGAUGCAAAAUCUUCUGACUGGAAGUGGGAUGAAGGUGUUGUGGUCGAUAAAAAAUAUCUACCUUUAACACAGGCCGUUUUUCGUCCAAAAACGCAGACAAAUCAAAGGGCUAAAAUAUCCAUAAGUUCCAUAAAAUGUUCUUCACGACCAAUUUAUUUUCCGAUCAAUUGUGUUGAUGCCUACAAAAGAGGUAUGAAGACUGGUUCAAUAUUUAUCCAACCAUCAGACAAAGUUGACCCAUUUUUUGUUUAUUGUGACAUGGAAUACAUCUCGAAAACCGGUGUAACGAUUAUCCGUAAUGAAUUUGAGACCACUACUACAAUUACUGGUAAAACAACACAAGUGAUUUACUACAAUGUCACAUACGUUCAGAUCGAAGCAUUGAUUAAAACCCACGAGUAUUGUUACCAGCCAGUCAAAUACGACUGCAAAUUUACCAAGUUCAUGGGUAACGGAUAUGCUCACUGGAAGGGUAAAGGAGGUUCGAAGAAAACUUACUUUGGAAGCACCAAUUUCAAAGAGAAUAUGUGUACAUGUGGCGCAGAAAGACGUUGUGGAGGAACAGGAAACAGGCAAACUGUCUUGAACAGGUUGUGUAAUUGUGACAGCUCUGAUUCGGAAUGGAAAGCCGAUGCAGGUGUAAUUUCUAUAAAAGACGAUCUACCUGUCAGACAACUCUUUGCUUCACAACCUUCGCAUGCAGAGACUAAAUUGACAAUUGGAAAAAUAUAUUGCGCUGACAAACAAAUAAAUCUAAAUGAAUGUGAAUUGGGUUUCCAUGACUGCCACGUAAAUGCCACCUGCCUGGACACCAAGACAGGCUUCGAGUGUUUGUGUAACGAAGGAUUCCUAGGUCGUGGGACCGGCAAAGUGGCAACUGGACGAGCAUGUCCAGAUGACAAUGAAUGUCGGCUCUCUAUGUGUCCAUGGUCUGCCAAGUGUUACAAUUUACCAGGAACAUUUAGCUGUGUUUGUUAUAGCGGUUUCAACCAGACGGGGCCAACCACGUGUGAAGACAUUGACGAAUGUGCUGAAGGAACACAUCAGUGUGACGAAAAUGCCAAAUGUUUCAACACGAUUGGAAGUUAUUUCUGCAGAUGUAACAGAAAUUUCAUUGGAGACGGUAAAGUUGGAGAUUGUCAUAAAAUCGGAAUAUGUGAAUGCUUUGGCGAUCCUCAUUGUGUAUCUUUUGAUCAGAAAUGGCUUCAUUUCCAAGGCAUGUGUAAAUAUACACUACUCAGAGACAACUGUUUAAACCUUAACGACACGCCUAGCUUCCGCGUUGAAGCAUUGUUUUGGAAUAAAGAUAUUCCUGACCAGGAAAACAGUUGGGUCAAAGAAAUAUCAGUUUUCAUAGAUGAUUUGCAACUAAAUUUGGAAAAUGAACGUAUGACUGUGCUGAGUGUUAGUAUGACUGUGUUGAGUGCUGAGAUGUCUUGCGUUGUUGUUGUUGUUGUUGUUGUUGUCGUCGUCGUCGCAGCUGCUGCUGUUAUUGCUAUCAUCAUCAUCAUCAUCAUCAUCAUCAUCAUCAUCGUUAUCAUUAUUAUCGUUAUUAUUAUUAUUUAUUUAUUUAUUCAUCUAUUUAUUGUUCCCAUUGUUUUUCAGAAAUUAUUUGCUGAUUUUGGAUUACAAGUUUCUUGGGAUGGACAGGCAUUCGUCAAGGUACUUCUUGAGGAAAAUUUCGCGAAUUCCACAUGUGGACUCUGUGGUAAUUUCAAUGACGUCGCAGAAGAUGAUUGGAAAAUGGGUAAAGGCUGUGGAGAAGAAGGAAAAAUCGCAACAAAUGCAAGAGUAUUUGGUCAGUCUUGGAUUGUUGAGAACAAUUUGGAAGAGUCACCUGAAAGCACUUGUUCAAAGGAUUGUGAAAAAUCCACCGAACCUAUCUGUCCAGAACAAAAUAAGGAAUUAGCAAACUACCUGUGUGGUGAAAUACACAAAGGAUUUCAGGAAUGUUUUGACAUAAUGGACGAAGAGAUAAGAGAACAAUUCCAAUUAAGUUGUGUGUACGAUUUGUGUUUUAUGGAUAACUACAUCACUGACACCUUGUGUCUACACAUGAACGCCUUGAUGGUCGAAUGCCAGGAAAAUAUGAAAGUGAAACCAGUCUUUCUGUACAUACAUACAUACAUACAUAUAUGCACAUACGCACACAUAUAUAAUACGACUUUGUACUUUUAUAUAGACAAGGAGUGUGGACCGAACCAAAUAUGGAAGACUUGUGGAAAAUUAACAGAUGUUAAAACUUGCUUUGAACAGAAUGCGAACCAAUUAAACAAUUCAAAAGAACAAUGUUCUGAAGGAUGCUUCUGCAAAGAAGGAUUUAUCCGACAAGAAAAUGAAUGUAUACUUCCGAGCGACUGCGGUUGCGUUUACAACGAUGUAUAUUAUGCGAUAGGUGAUCAAAUUGUAAUAAACGAUUGUUCAGAGAAGGCGUUCUGUGAACAGAAUGGCACAAUCAAAUUCUCUAAUCAUGCUUGCCAUGAAGACGCGACCUGUAAAAUAAAAGACGGUGUAUUCGACUGCUUCUGCAACAAUGGAUUCUUCGGUAAUGGUACCCAAUGCUACGAGGACUUCUGCCAAAAAAUGUCCAACUGUACAGCUCCUGCUGAAUGUGUGAGUGUCCCAAAUGGAUUUUACUGCCAAUGUCCCGACGGCUACAACACCAACUGCGAAUUUUGUGAAGACAUUAAUGAAUGUCUAACCAACACAGAUGAUUGCGAUAAAGUCGGUCAAUGUAUCAACACCAAUGGUUCCUACGAAUGUAGCUGUCCUAAAGGCUAUUACAUGAAUAACAAUAAAUGCGAAGAUGUGGAUGAAUGUGAGAUGAAAAUAGACAACUGUGGCAAUCAUUCCAGGUGUAUAAACACACCUGGCAGUUUCAAUUGCAAAUGCUGUUCUGGAUAUGAACUAACAGCUGAUAAUAAAUGUACUGGUAAGUGGAAAUCUUAUUCUUUUGUUUGGUUCAGUUGUUGGUUUGCAGCAGUGUUUGGAUCAAAUCAACUCCAGUCUUUCACAUUUCAUCCCUCUGGAUGUUGUUUUCUCUAUUGUUCUUUCAUCUUCCAGAUAUGUGGUACCGAUGGAGUGUCAUAUGAAAACUGGGCAGACAUGAUCAUAAAAGCCUGUGAGAAACAAACCAAAAUUAAGAUGGAUUAUCACCAUGUAUGCAAAAAGUCAUGCAGUGAGGUGAAAUGUCCAAAGUAUCAAAUGUGUGUUACGGAUGAAGAAACUGGUAAACCCAAAUGUGUUUGUGAACCAUGCACAGAGGUGGAAAUUAUUAAAAAACCAGUCUGUAGUCCAGCGAAAGUCAUCUAUGAUUCCUUCUGUGACUUCAAGAAAUUCCAGUGUGCCUAUGACAUUCAACAGGUUGUAGUGGAUGCAUCACAGUGUAAAGCUAUUGGUAGUGACGCAGUCAGUGAAUGGUCUGAAUGGAGCAGCUGUAGUGUAACAUGUGGUGAAGGAACUAAGGAGAGAACAAGGGAGCCUCUAAGAACACUGAAUGUCUUUGAAGAGGCCAGUUUACCAUUAAAUGCCACCUCAGCUUGUUACCUUGAUCCCUGUAAUGGAAGUGUAUGCUUUAGCUUCACAUGUCCACUUAAAGCACAGAUAUGCUCUGAUGAUAAUGGAGAACCUAAAUGCAAAUGUCCCAACUGUACAAAUGUGGGAACAAGCCCUGUGUGUGCUCGUCUUUAUGUUGGAGAAUAUGCAUACAGUGAGGAGACGUUUAUGAAUCCAUGUGAAGCUGAGGCAGCAGCUUGUGAAAAUGACCAGGACUUUGAUAUUAUGAAAGAUGUGGAAUGUGAUGUACUUCCGGUGAAUUGCACCCUCAUUCCUAAUUUUGUGACUGUGACAAACGACGGCUGCUCAUCAGAGAAGAAAAUAAAUGUUGGUAUGUGUUCAGGAGGAUGUGGUAUAAGCACAGGCCACUGUUGCAAUGCUCUUGCCAUCGAGAAUACAAAAGUAAAUAUCGUCUGUCCUGAUGAUACCUAUAAAUUACAUACGGUGAGUAUUCGUGUUUAUUAUUGAACUGCUGCAAGGCAG
Molecule: messenger RNA, 8026 nt
Organism: Octopus bimaculoides (California two-spot octopus)
Lineage: Eukaryota; Metazoa; Mollusca; Cephalopoda; Octopoda; Octopodidae
Molecular function (GO): calcium ion binding
Source: RefSeq, a predicted model, not a curated record